Molecule: messenger RNA, 685 nt
Organism: Aspergillus uvarum CBS 121591
Lineage: Eukaryota; Fungi; Ascomycota; Eurotiomycetes; Eurotiales; Aspergillaceae
Product: general stress protein
Exons: 2
Coding region: 1-255 (84 amino acids)
Source: RefSeq, a predicted model, not a curated record
AUGGCCUCCAACACCAACCCCGGAAACUUCUCCAACCGCUCCCACGAGGAGGUUCAGAACAUCGCCCGCAAGGGCGGCCAGUCGAGUCACUCCGGGGGGUUUGCGAGUAUGGACCCGGAGAAGCAGCGCAACAUCGCCUCCCAGGGCGGCCACGCUUCCAGCGGAAGCUUCAAGCCCGGCGACCCCAAAGCUCGUGCUGCUGGACAGAAGGGUGGUUCGAAGUCCCAGUACGACCAGGAGACUCCUGAUGAGUAAAUGCUGUGUCUGGUUGAUGGACAGGAAUUAUGAUGAUUAUGCCAUGUAUAAGAUGCGAUUGAUGAAUGUAACCAUAUGAUGUAUGAUAUUGACUUUGUCUGACGAAUGCUACUAUCGCCACUGAUGUGAGCGAGUGAUUGAUCUUUUUUUAGUAUGUUUGGGGAGCGAGGGAAUUGUCUGCAUGUAUUCCUGGUUUAGAAUCUUGUGUCAAAUGCAAUUGACAGGUGAUUCUGGCAAAAGUCAAUUCGAUGGUUGCUGGAAAGGAGGUAGUUCAGAAGUUCGGCUGAGGUAAUGGUGGGGAGGGUCUGCAAUACGUCGUGAAGACAUCACACCUCCUUGGGUACCCGAGCCUUGGCCGUUUUCAGUCACAUGUCUAUUCUUUCAAUAUUGUACGAAGAGAAGCAUUCUCCUCGUCUCAUACAUUAUUCCC